AUGGGAAGUUUCAAUACCAGUCUUGGGGACGGGUUCCUCUUGUUGGGCUUCUCGGAUUGGCCUCAACUGGAACCGCUCCUUUUUGUCUUUAUUUUCAUUUUCUACUCCCUGACUCUCUUUGGCAACACCACCAUCAUCGCCCUCUCGAUCCUGGACCCUCAGCUGCACACGCCCAUGUACUUCUUCCUCUGCCACCUCUCCUUCCUGGACCUCUGCUACACCACGUGUACCGUGCCGCAGCUUCUCAUCAACCUCCACGGGCUCGACAGGACCAUCAGCUACGGGAGGUGUGUGGCCCAGCUCUUCAUCACCCUCGCCCUGGGCUCCACGGAGUGUGUCCUUCUGGUGGUGAUGGCCUUCGAUCGCUACGCGGCCGUGUGCCGUCCGCUCCACUACACGACCAUCAUGCACCCCCAGCUCUGUCACGUCCUGGCCACCAUCUCCUGGCUGGGCGGCCUCGUGAAUUCUCUGAUUCAGAGCAGCCUCAUGAUGGCCAUGCCGCUCUGUGGGCUUCGUCUCAUGAACCACUUCUUCUGUGAGAUGCCUGCCUUUCUGAAGCUGGCCUGCGAGGAUAAGAACGGGACCGAGGCCAAGAUGUUCGUGGCCCGAGCCAUCAUCCUGAUUGUUCCCGCUGCGCUAAUCCUCGGCUCCUACGUCCACAUCGUUCAGGCAGUGUUGAGAGUCAAGUCGAUGACAGGCAGGAGGAAGGCCUUUGGGACUUGUGGCUCACACCUCCUCGUGGUUUCCCUCUUCUAUGGCUCCGCCAUCUACACGUACCUGCAACCCAAGAGUAGUUACUCGGAGAGCAAGGGAAAGUUCGCUGCCCUUUUUUAUACUAUUGUUUCUCCUAUGCUCAAUCCUGUGAUUUAUACACUAAGGAACAAGGAUGUGAAGGAGGCACUGCGGAAGUUGCUGGGAACUGGCAGAGCCUUGGGAUAG
Sorex araneus (European shrew) is the source of this 939-nucleotide messenger RNA. Its product is annotated as olfactory receptor 10-like. NCBI's taxonomy places the organism in Eukaryota, Metazoa, Chordata, Mammalia, Eulipotyphla, Soricidae. The transcript has a single exon. The record is from RefSeq and is a predicted model, not a curated record. Gene Ontology annotation, biological process: G protein-coupled receptor signaling pathway. Gene Ontology annotation, molecular function: olfactory receptor activity; G protein-coupled receptor activity. The coding region runs from base 1 to 939 and encodes 312 amino acids. Gene Ontology annotation, cellular component: membrane.